AUGGACGAUCUUAUCAAAUUAGAUCAACAAGAUCCGCUGAAUUGGACGAGAGAUGAAUUUGAGAUUCCUAACAUAAGAGCCUGUGGUGGUGAAGGUGAUGGCGAAGCUAUCUAUUUCUGUGGAAAUUCUUUAGGUUUAUUGAAUAAGAAAGCUAGACAACAUAUGAUUGAGGAAUUAGAUGUAUGGGGUACAUCCUCCGUUACAGGCCAUUUCAACCAUCCUCACAAAAGACCUUGGAAACAUGUCGAUGAACCUCUCACACCCCAUCUGGCCAGAUUGGUCGGAGCGAAAGAAAGUGAAGUUGCGCAUAGUUCAACAUUGACGAGCAAUAUGCAUAAUUUAUUUACGAGUUUUUAUCGUCCGACAAAGCAGAGAUGGAAGAUUGUGAUUGAAAAAGGUAGUUUCCCUAGUGAUUGGUACGCAGUCCAUUCUCAUCCCAAAUUACAUGAAGCCGUUCUUUCCCGAGAGCAGAUAGACGAAGCGAUCAUCGGGUUAGAGCCUAGGGAAGGUGAAGAUACCUUGAGGACAGAGGAUAUACUGAGAGUCAUAGAGGAAAACAAAGAUACAAUAUCCAUAGUCUGGCUACCUCUCGUACAGUACUACACUGGACAGUUAUUCGAUAUCGCCUCAGUCUCACCUAAAGUCCACUCGAUAGGCGCUCUGUUAGGACUAGAUAUGGCUCAUGGGAUAGGUAACGUGGGAUGUAAAUUGAAUGAAUGGGAUGUUGAUUUUGCCGUUUGGUGUACAUACAAGUACUUGAAUUCUGGACCCGCUGGUAUAGGUGGAUUUUACAUUAAAGAUGGAUUAGAUGAUGGUGGACGACGCCUCGCUGGAUGGUGGGGCAACGACUCAGCCACUAGAUUCCAGAUGUUACCCUCCUUCUCCCCUACUCCAGGAGCAAAAGGGUAUCAGCAUUCCUGUACACCCGUCUUCUCCUCUAUCCCCCUUCUCGCUACUCUACAACUAAUCGAUAAAGUCGGAUUCACCAACAUGCUUGAAAAAAGCAAAAACCUCACUGGUACACUUGAAAAACUCCUGAGAUCAAGUAAAUACCACAACCCCCCUGAGGGUAAGGUGGGAUUCAAGAUUUUGACACCGGAAUAUCCAUACAGGGGAACUCAGCUUUCGGUAUCCCUCUUACCCGAGAAUCAAGGUGUGAUGCCCCGGAUAUUUUCAAGGUUGUUGAAAGAUGGUUUAGUGGGCGAUGAAAGGUAUCCUAAUGUUAUUAGAUUGAGUCCUGUGGUGUUGUAUAAUAGGUUUGAAGAGGUUGGUAGGGCAUUUGAAAUUUUGGAGAGGGCUUUGAAAGAAGAGGAACAAGGUGCAAGGGUGGGAGAGGAGAAGGACUUGGAUAUGGUAUCUAAAAAUUAG
Molecule: messenger RNA, 1368 nt
Organism: Kwoniella botswanensis
Lineage: Eukaryota; Fungi; Basidiomycota; Tremellomycetes; Tremellales; Cryptococcaceae
Product: kynureninase
Exons: 7
Coding region: 1-1368 (455 amino acids)
Biological process (GO): NAD+ biosynthetic process
Cellular component (GO): cytoplasm
Molecular function (GO): kynureninase activity; pyridoxal phosphate binding
Source: RefSeq, a predicted model, not a curated record